Messenger RNA from Staurois parvus, 266 nucleotides. Lineage: Eukaryota; Metazoa; Chordata; Amphibia; Anura; Ranidae. The record is from the annotation of a GenBank genome assembly.
UUAAUUGUCAAUGGUUUAAGUUAGUCAUUACACAAAUGGACAACAUGGUGCAUUAUGGUGUAAGCUACAUUAGGAGCAUAUUUUCACAAUUAAGAAUGCAUGACUUUGAAAAGCUCCAAACGUGUGUGAUUUAUCCAGGGGCGGACUGACCAUUUGGAAACUUGGGCACUGCCCGAGGGCCCGGGAUGCCCCUGGUACCUUUUUCAUAGGCUUUUUUGAGUUUGGGCAAGGACACAGGGGCCCCAUGAUCCCUUAUUGCCCGGGGG